Molecule: messenger RNA, 243 nt
Organism: Penicillium maclennaniae
Lineage: Eukaryota; Fungi; Ascomycota; Eurotiomycetes; Eurotiales; Aspergillaceae
Product: F1F0 ATP synthase subunit g
Exons: 1
Coding region: 1-243 (80 amino acids)
Biological process (GO): proton motive force-driven ATP synthesis
Molecular function (GO): proton transmembrane transporter activity
Source: RefSeq, a predicted model, not a curated record
AUGGCCACUUUCCAGUCCUACUUCCAGCCCCUGAUCAACAUCUCCAAGAACCCCGCCGCUCUUAAGAGCAUGAACUUCCCCUCGCCCCAGAACUGGUUGGCUCGCGUCCGCAACGCCAGCCCCAAGGAGCUCGCCCUCGCCGGUGUCACCGCCGCCGAGGUCAUCGGCUUCUUCACCGUUGGCGAGAUGAUCGGUCGCAUGAACAUCGUCGGCUACCGGGGUGAGCCUGCACACGGACACUAA